AUGAUGGCACCUACGAGUGCACAUCAAUCGCGACGGGCCAAUGACAAUACAACCAACAACCCGCGCCCCCGCAGCACUCGCCGAAACGAAGGUCUCACUUCGCACGCCUCCCACAGUGCCACCGCCAUGACGACCAAGAGCAGUCGGAUAGGGCAUUAUGAGCUCGGCAAAAAACUUGGAGAAGGCGCCUUUGGCGCCGUGGCCAUCAAGUGUGUCGAUCGAAAGGAGCUAGCCAGCGAUUAUGAACAGAAAGCCCUCACACGCGAAAUAUCCAUCCUCCAACGCAUCGCGCACUCCAAUUGCGUGCAGUUGUUUGAAGUGAUUGAGGUCCAAACCAAGGUCUACAUCGUCAUGGAAAUGGCCGUCAAAGACCUUCUCUCGGUUGUCGUGGAGGCGCAACGUCUACCCGAGUCUCGCGCGCGCAAAUACACCCGGGACCUGAUUGCUGCGAUCGGCCACAUUCACAGCCUAAACAUUGUACAUCGCGAUAUCAAGCUUGAGAACCUUCUAAUUUCCCACAAUGACCGACUCUUGCUCAUCGACUUUGGCUUGAGCAGCAGUUUUGAGGAAGGCAAGGGUCUGACGACGUGGUGUGGCAGCAUGGCCUACAGUGCCCCUGAACUUCUGGGUCAAAAGCCCUAUGGCCCGGCCGUCGAUGUUUGGGGCAUUGGUGUUACCCUGUACGUCAUGCUCUUUGGCAACCUGCCUUUUGUAGCAGACGGUCUGACCCAGUUGCAUGCCGCCAUUCUUGACAAGACAUACAAGUUACCCGAGGACUGCGACCCUCUUUUACGAGAUAUCUUGGAUGGCAUCUUUGAGUUUCGCCCAAAGAAGCGCAUGGCUUUGCCAGCGGUUGCUAAGCAUGCGUGGAUCUGUCGCGAAGGACCACCUGUGGCCCUAGAUCAAGCGCGCCCUCCCUUGGCCAAUGAUACGCUCAACAAGCAGGCACUUGACCUCCUCUCCAAUAUGGGCUUUGGGACGGUGCAGGCCAUAUCCGACAAACUCCUCGAAGAAAGUUUUACCAGCGUUCACGGCGCAUACUACAUGGCCAUCAAACACCUGAAACGCCCACAACGACCCGUCUUCCGGACUUCGUCCACUCCCAACCUCAGUGUGCUGGACGAUACCACAAGUCCGAGUCGGGAUCGCACCCGGUCACCCUCUCGACCCCUGGCUGGACGCCCCAAGGGUCGGUCGCGCAGCAUGCGAGGGCGCUUGCAACAAAACUCCCCCAAUGCCUCCAAAACCUCCUACACAACGCGAAACGCACAAUCUGUGGAUCGUAAGAGCAACAGCGUGCACGAAGGCCGUGCCAAGGAGCACCUCAGGGUUCCACUUACUGACAUGCCCAUGCGUCGAUCAGCCAGCGUGGAUGCGCUCAAAAUGGUUGAUAAACAUGAACACAGUCCAGAUGGAACUGAUUCAGACCUUUUAAACGACUCCACUGAUUCAAUUCACCCAGAGCAGGAGCACACCCCUGAGCGUAAAAGCCACCUUAACAACGGAGUAUCUGUUGUUCCACAUACGCCUGCAGGUGCUGGGCGCCAUCCUCGCAGCGAAACGUCAGGUUCCCCCUCGAGCUUGCAUCGUAACAAGAGCCCACAGCCGGGCAUGUCUCGCAGCAUUCAUGGCAGUCGACCGGCUCGUAGCUAUCCUGCUUCACCGGCCUUGAAUCGAAGUGCGCCCACACCUCGACGCGACUCUGGGUCAGGCAUGUCGGACAAUGGGCGUGCCGUUCAACAGAGCCUGCAACGUCUGAUCAACGUUCUUCAAAUGACUCAUGACGAUGAUUACGAUGUUGACGUAGUCAACGAGUUGUUGUACAGUCUACUUGCCAGUGCAGGUGCAAGCGCCGACCAGCUGCGGAUGGAGCUGGAGACAAUGCACUGGCGCAAUGGUUUUGAUCAUCACACGGCCCCCAUGAUCUCUGAACUCAUGGACUGGGCAGAUCAUCAUUUACACAAAACUGCCAGCUCACCGGGUCGGGCACUGCAGCUGGCCACCCAUCGAGUGGAUCAGUCCAGCUCAUUCAAGCCAGUGCCUACCGAUGCAGAUCCGGAAAUGGAUGAACUUCUUCAACGCGCCCGUGCAUUGCAUAUGCGCCAUGCCCGACAAGGCGACGGUCUGGUUCUUCCCCCGCUCCAUCCCCACUCGCAUGCCUCGGCAACCCUAUCUCGAGAGGCCUCGCCCGCUCGUGGCGAUGCUACAGCCAUGUAUACUCCAAGUGAUCUUAAACAGCCGUGUAUAUCCCAAGUGGUCUCAUCUCAUCUGACCAAGCACACAGAGACAGAGACAGAGACAGCGAACAGACAGAAACAGAGAGAGUCCACACACACACACACACACACACACACACACCCCCCAAUCUCCAAAUUUUUCCGACACAACAAAAGAAAGAACAAGCAGUUUCUUGUUUGGAGGUGUAACGAAGAAGAAAAAAACUUCAACUUCAACUUCAACAUGAGCGUGUGUCUGGUGACGGGUGCCAGUGGCUACAUUGCCAGCCACUUGGUGGAGCAGCUUCUGGCCAAGGGCCAUCGUGUGCGCGGAACUGUUCGUGAUGCCAAGAACCAAGACAAGGUGGCGCAUCUCAAGGCCCUGCCCCAUGCCAAUGAGCGCUUGGAACUGGUGGAGGCUGAUUUGUUGAACCCCGAGUCUCUCAAGGCGGCUGCUCAGGGUUGUACGGUCUGUUUCCACACGGCCAGCCCUUUUUACAAUUCUACAACGGACAAGGAUGCUCUGGUCAAGCCCGCCGUCGAAGGCACCAUCGCUACGCUGGAUGCCUGCGAAGCGGCCAACAUCCACGAGAUCAUUCUGACAUCCUCGACCGCCUCGGUUUUCGCCAAGAAAGUCGAAGAGGGUCAUACCUUUACGGAGGAGGAUUGGAGUGAUGUUGACAUGAUGGAUGAAAACAAGCUUUACUACCCCUUGUCCAAGACGCUCGCGGAGAAGGCCGCCUGGGAGUGGAUUGAAAAGGCGAACGCGCGCAGCCCGGAUAACACGUUCCGUUUGGCAGUGAUGAACCCCACUCUUGUCAUUGGUCCCAUGCUGCAGCCUUCAAUGAAUACCUCCUCGCAAGUGCUGGCCGACUUUUUGACAGGGGCCCACAAGGUGGUGCCAAGUGGCUUCAUCACUCUCGUCGAUGUCCGCGAUGUGGCUGCAGCGCACGUUGCCGCAUACGAGAACAAGCAGGCCACCGGCCGCUACUUGUUGAUCGCGGACUGCCCUGCCUGGCGAGAUCUGAUGCCCGUCAUGCGUGAUGCCAUGAAGGACACGGCACAUGUGCAACAUCUGCCGACGGAGAUUGGUGAUCCGGCCACGGAACCCAAGAGCCGGUAUAACGGCGCCAAGCGCGGCUUUUCCAGUGACAAGGCGCGCUCGCUUCCCCUGACCUUCAGGAGCACUGAGGAAUCCGUCCGCGACCAUCUGCUGAGUGCACCCUUCCGUGCUCAGCUGGACAACCUCAACAAACCAACGCAGCAGCCGCUGCCGAGCCGGUGGUCAUUGGCCGGGCGUACGGCCGUGGUGACCGGAGGCACCAAGGGCAUUGGACGGGCCGUAUGUGAAGAACUCCUCCAGCUGGGUGCUACGGUUUUGGCAUCCGCUCGCACAUCGUCCGAUGUGGACGAGACGGUGGACGCCUGGCGGCAGCAGUAUGGCAAAACGCGAGUGUAUGGUUGUGCUGCCGAUUUGAGCACACCUCAAGGACGCGAGACCCUCGUGACUACCGUGCAAAGCACGUUUCCUCAAGGUUUACACGUCCUAGUUAAUAAUGCGGGCAUGAACAUUCGCAAGCUCACCCCGGCGUACAGCGACGAGGAAGUGGAUCAGGUGUUGCAUACCAACAUGCUGUCCUUCUUCCACGUGACGCGCCAGCUCCACGGCUUGCUCGCACGAGCACAAAGCAGUGCCGUUGUACUUAUGGGCUCUGUUGCUGGCCUCACGGGCGUCCGGUCUGGCGUACCAUACGCCAUGACCAAGGCCGCCAUGACGCAGGCAGCCCGAAACUGGGCCUGCGAGUGGGCUAAGGAUGGCAUCCGUGUCAACUGCAUUGCUCCCUGGUAUAUUGCGACACCUUUGGCGCAGCAAGUGCUACAGAAUCCCGAAUACAAAGCUGAAGUUGUUGGUCGGACCCCCAUGGGCCGGGUGGGCGAGGUGGGCGAGGUGGCCACGGCGACCGCCUUCCUUUGCAUGCCAGCCAGUAGUUACAUCACCGGCCAGACUCUCAGCAUUAGCGCGCUGUGUCGCAUGGUGCGGCCGGCUGAGCUGGCGCUGCAGUUUAAUGUCGAGCCGCAAACGCGGAUUCGGGGCUUUGUGGUCGUCGGCCACGACCAGCGCCGGCUCGGCAUCAACGCCAACGCCGACGUGGUGAUUCUCGUACAUCCUGAUGCUGAAGGCGUCUUCUAUGCCAGUGCCAACCGCAUUCGUGCCGAACCCGGCCCGCCCUCGGAGCGUGCCCUCAAGUUGGCCGACCGCGUUAUCGCCGAGGGCAGGGCCGUCAUGCCCGCCAUCACAGACUCACCAGCCGCGACACCGGCAUAUAGCCGCCGCAGCUCGACACUGACAACUUCAGUGCCACCAUCGCGUAUGGCUACGCCGCGACCGGCCACGCACUCCCAAGUCCUCAAGGACGCUGCUGUCGCUGCUGCGGCCGGUGUUCGCCGGCCACAGCCUGUCAAUCUUGGCGAACUAGACAUUGAGGACGACAGUCAGCCUGAUACACCUGCGCUACGUCUACCGCAGGCUGCGCCUGAUGAAGUGUGUGCCUUUGAAGGAUGGGGCACUGCUCACGAACAUCUGAACGGACCCAAGCUACUGCGCGAGCCUCGCGUCAAUCUAUCCAGUGAUUUUCGUCCCCAAGCCCUGUUCUCCGCCUUCUUCCCCCCCAAGGCCCUGGACCGUAUGGUCCGAGCAACAAAUGCUGCUGCGCCUACCCUGCGUCUGGAACGGGAAGAACUGCUGUGCUUCUUUGGUUUUCACAUGGUAGCUGCCACUCUGGCCUCCCCUACCGAGGAGUGCUGGCGCCGAACACAUAACAAAUAUGACCUGAUACCGCCUUUUAUUGAUGCCAUGUCGUUAAAUCGCUUUCGUGACAUUGCCGCCCACUUGAAACUGACUGAUGCUUCAGACAACCCCAACGAACCGGAUCCUUACCAUGGCGUGCGCGAACUUGUUACCGACUGGAACGAGCGCAUGGCCGAUGUGUACGAUCCGUCAGGCCUGGCAGCUGUAUUUGAGGCGCCAACAGUGCACCACUGCGACAGCAUUCCUGACGCUGUUGCAGCACGCCAGUGCCCACUGCCCCUAGGCCACGAGUAUCAUGGCAUCUGCGACGCUGAUACAGGCGUGACAUUUGCUUUGGAAAUUGAGGAAGGACCGCAUCGCCCACUGCGCCUGGGUCGGCGGCCCUUUGAUGCAACGCAUCCGAGCGUCACCGCCCUCCUCCUGCGCCUCACGACCACCAUUCAAGGUGCCGAGCGUGCAGUGGUCCUGGGUCCAUCCUUGUGCUCGCUGGAGGCCAUGGUGGACUUGCAUCGCCACGGGAUCCACGCUGUCACUGCCGCAAAGAAGCGCCCCGGCUGGCCGCGUCACGUGCCCGGCGAAGAAGUCACGGCACAUCUAGCACAAUGUGUGCCAGGCAAGGUUCAAAGUCGUGCUGGUCGCCUUCAGGGCGUACCCUUGCAACUCUUCGCCGCCAACCAUGUAACGCAUAACCUGCUCGUGGUGGCCUCGUACGGCACUCCAGACCCGUGCUCGUCACACGUUAUGUGGACUGCUCAGGGCCAGCGUUUCGUGGCCCAUCGCACCAACGCCAUGCAUGACUACUACCGUGGUCGGCAAGCAUGUGUUGACCAGCGCAAGCUCUGUCGGGAAAUGUGCGAGGCUCUGGAGCGCAGUUGGGUCCCCCAGGAUUGGGCCACGCGCCAGCUUGUUUUCCUCCUCUCCCUCACCUUAGUCAAUGGCAUGUGUCGCUUCAACAAGAUGCUCACGUCCAGGCGCAAUCCCAAUGGUGUGGUCUCCGUUGCACAUUUCUGCCAGGCCGUGGGUGCGGCUCUGAUUGCCGAGUGGGAGGAGCGCUCCGAAAAUCGCCCUCUCGUUGCCGAUUUUUUGGCUCCCCGUACGCCCAUAGCACUAAAAACUUCGACACAGCUGCCCAGACCGGACCUGGCAUCCUCGGGGCAGCCGACGCAAACGGGAUCGCCGAUGCUGCAGCGAACUGCGACUCCUAUGGAGGUCGCAAGCCCGGCCACAGUUGUGGCCACUCCCGACCCAAUGCCAGAAGCCCCGAGUGCGCUGGCUACACCAGAGCGGCAGGCUGCACCGGGCCAGGGCGCGACGGAACAUGGACAGGAGCAUUACUUAAUUAAGCUGCCUUUGUACGAGGCGUACAAGCCCGGCAAGCGUGAUCCAGCGGGUGGGGACCAGCAGCACCAUGUCGAGCUACGGGUACGAUCGUCGGCGCGGCGACCGGCGCGAUGACCGGCGCGGCGACCGGCGCGAUGACCGGCGCGAUGACCGACGCGAUGAUCGACACCGGGGCGAGCACCGAGGUGGACAUCACGGAGAGUACCGUGACUUCCAAGACGGCCGUGACGGCCGGGGUCAUGGUGGCCAUGGUAGAUAUGAUGCUCCCGGUGGCCCCGGUGGCUAUGGUGAUCGCGGCGACCCUCGUGGUGGGCGCGGCGGCUUUCGCGGCGGAUACGGCCGGGACGGACCUCCAGGCCCACCGCGGGACAUGGACCGACGAGGCCCUCCUGGCGGCAGCGGUCGCGGGUUCGGACGCGGUGGGGGACGUGGCGGCGGACGUGGUGGCGGACCGGGUGGAGAGCAUGCUGGAGACUGGAUUUGCCCCAACGCUGAGUGCAGCAAUAAGAACUUUGCACGCCGAAUGGAGUGUCAGCGAUGCCACACCGCUCGUCCAAUGUCUGCUCGACCCAAAGGCAACGUGGUCAUUGGCGAGUCGGCUGCUCGCGGCAGCAACGGUCUCUUCAAACCCACGGAUUGGCAGUGUGCCAAGUGUGGCAACGUCAAUUGGCAAUCUCGUUCACGAUGCAACAUUUGUCAGUGGCCUCGGGAAGGCAAAGUGGAAGUGCGCGACGGCUUGGGGGGUGGAUUCAAGGAAAAUGCUGACGUAGAGUAUGACCGGCACGAUUCCGAUUCAGAAAUGUACGACGACUUUGGCCGCUUGAAGAAAAAGUAUCGUGGCCAGAACGAGGGCAAAUCACUUGUGCGCGAGGUGGUUGGUGAAGAUCAGGGACAGACCACAUCAAGCAUCGGGGCUGGGGACAGCGCGGUCGCUUCCGCAAGGGCGCGCGAGGAAGAGGAAGAGGAAGAGGAUGAUGAGGAUGUGGAUGUGUCCAAGUAUCAGUUGGAUGGUGACGAAGAGGAAGAGGACGACGAUGAAGAUGUUGACUUGUCCAAGUACGAGUUGUAAACCAUCAAGACUGCCGACACAAGUUUCUGUUCCUGGGCACGGCCUGCUUGCCUGUCGGGUGAAGUGGUUGCUUAACCUAGGUUUCAUGAUCAGAAUUCUAAAAUGCCUUUGCCUGACAUUCAAACUGACAUUCAAAAGGGGUGAGCUGUCUCAACUCAAUUCAGGAUCAGGGCGUGAUUAGCGCGCUGCGCCACCAAUUUAUAGCACU
Monosiga brevicollis MX1 is the source of this 7643-nucleotide messenger RNA. RefSeq lists its product as uncharacterized. Gene Ontology annotation, biological process: protein phosphorylation. The coding region runs from base 1 to 6480 and encodes 2159 amino acids. The record is from RefSeq and is a predicted model, not a curated record. The transcript is spliced from 44 exons. Gene Ontology annotation, molecular function: ATP binding; protein kinase activity; oxidoreductase activity. Lineage: Eukaryota; Choanoflagellata; Craspedida; Salpingoecidae.